AUGACAAACAGUUCAUUCUUCUGCCCAGUUUACAGAGAUCUGGAGCCAUUCACAUAUUUUUUUUAUUUAGUUUUCCUUGUUGGAAUUAUUGGAAGUUGUUUUGCAACCUGGGCUUUUAUACAGAAAAACACAAAUCACAGGUGUGUGAGCAUAUACUUAAUUAAUUUGCUUACAGCCGAUUUCCUGCUCACUCUAGCAUUACCAGUGAAAAUUGUCGUCGACUUGGGUGUGGCACCUUGGAAGUUGAGGAUAUUCCACUGCCAAGUAACUGCCUGCCUCAUCUACAUCAAUAUGUACUUAUCAAUCAUCUUCUUAGCUUUUGUCAGCAUUGAUCGCUGUCUCCAGUUGCUUCACAGCUGCAAGAUCUAUCGAAUACAAGAACCUGGAUUUGCCAAAAUGAUAUCAACCGUCGUGUGGCUAAUGGUCCUUCUUAUAAUGGUGCCAAACAUGAUAAUUCCCAUCAAAGUCAUCGAGGAAAAGUCAAAUGUGGGCUGUAUGGAAUUUAAAAAGGAGUUUGGAAGGAACUGGCAUUUGCUGACAAAUUUCUUGUGUGUAGCAAUAUUUUUAAAUUUCUCAGCCAUUAUUUUAAUAUCCAACUGCCUUGUAAUUCGACAACUCUACAGAAACAAAGGCAAUGAAAAUUAUCCAAAUGUGAAAAGAGCUCUCAUCACCAUACUCCUAGUGACUGCAGGCUACAUCGUGUGCUUUGUUCCUUACCACAUUGUCCGAAUCCCAUACACCCUCAGCCAGACGGAAGUCAUAUCUGACUGUGCAACCAGGAUUUCACUCUUCAAAGCCAAAGAGGCCACGCUGCUCCUAGCUGUAUCCAACUUGUGUUUUGAUCCUAUCCUAUACUAUCAUCUCUCAAAAGCAUUCCGCUUAAAGGUCACUGAGACUUUUGCCUCACCUAAGGAGACCAACGCUCAGAAAGAAAACUCAGGAUGUGAAAAUGAUGCAUAA
Cynocephalus volans (Philippine flying lemur) is the source of this 960-nucleotide messenger RNA. RefSeq names its product G protein-coupled receptor 171 (gene GPR171). The coding region runs from base 1 to 960 and encodes 319 amino acids. Gene Ontology annotation, biological process: G protein-coupled receptor signaling pathway. The record is from RefSeq and is a predicted model, not a curated record. NCBI's taxonomy places the organism in Eukaryota, Metazoa, Chordata, Mammalia, Dermoptera, Cynocephalidae. Gene Ontology annotation, molecular function: G protein-coupled purinergic nucleotide receptor activity. Gene Ontology annotation, cellular component: membrane. The transcript has a single exon.